Messenger RNA from Papilio machaon (common yellow swallowtail), 4483 nucleotides. RefSeq lists its product as uncharacterized. The record is from RefSeq and is a predicted model, not a curated record. Bases 1 to 4260 code for a protein of 1419 amino acids. Lineage: Eukaryota; Metazoa; Arthropoda; Insecta; Lepidoptera; Papilionidae. Gene Ontology annotation, molecular function: NMDA glutamate receptor activity; transmitter-gated monoatomic ion channel activity involved in regulation of postsynaptic membrane potential. Gene Ontology annotation, biological process: ionotropic glutamate receptor signaling pathway; modulation of chemical synaptic transmission; synaptic transmission, glutamatergic. The transcript is spliced from 14 exons. Gene Ontology annotation, cellular component: postsynaptic membrane; plasma membrane.
AUGAAGUUUAGUACGCGAGUGCUGGAGUCGACGUGCGCGGCGCUGGCGGGGAGGCGCGUGGCUGCGCUGCUCGUGUGCGGCGGGGGCGGCGCCGCAACCGCCGUGGUUACCGCCGCAGCGCGCGCCGGCGUUCCCGUGCUCCGGACCUCGCCUUCACAUCUGCAUCUCUCUUACACUAUCGCUAAUGAUAUACUACCCUUGGAGAUAAGACUGGAGAUUACUGCGAGGGAGACGCUACACGCUUUAAGAGCUACACUUUUGCAUACCCAUUGGCAUACAUUUACUUUGCUGGCGGAAGAAGAUAUUUAUUCAUCGCUUUAUUUAAGAAAAGACUUGUCUUCGAUUCUGACAACUCAACCAUUGAAUCCUAUAUGGCUCUCGCUUCCCACAAAAUAUUCCCGACAUGCUAUUUUCAGACGCCUGGCGGAAGUUUCAAGGUUAACGCGAGGAGUCGUGGUGUUGAUAUCAGAUAUUCAUUAUGCCAAGCUUGUUAUGGAUGAAGCGGAGCGACUCAACAUGCUCGACGGACAUUUUUUUUGGCUAUGGCUUGACGCUUCCAGUGAAUUCGACGUUUUCCAAAACAUAGUUAAUUCAACUCAGUACACUGAAGACAGUAUACGUGACGCUGCAAGCUCUAGUUAUAAAGAUGAAGCAUUAUUUUAUGACAGCUUUGAACGCAGUAAACGAGAUGAUGCAGACAAUAAUUCGAUAGUCGAUGCGAAUUUCAGCUCUUCAUCUAUAACAUAUAAUAAGAUAACGAAUAAUAACGUAAUUAGCGAAUAUAUUUUAAAAUUAGAUAAUAGUCAUGGUAGAAGAAGUAUUAAUAAAUCUAAAGCGCACAUUAAAAACAAAUUAUUAAAUGUAAAUCUAAUUAAUUCCUACAAUGUAAGUCAAAAUGGUAGUUCGGAAAGUAUUAGGAAAAUAAAUGUAGAUAAAAAAGGCGUUGAAAGUUCUAAAAUUGAAAAUGAUUUAUUAGAAAAGGAAGAUGUUAGUUCCUUCCAUGUGAAUAAUAUUCAUAAAGAUAAUAUUGAAACUACUUCUAGAAGUAAAACAGAAAAUGAAUCAUUUAAUAAGUAUGUAAAUAGUAUAACUUUUAAAGACUUAGGUAAAGCAAGAAAAUUAUUAAAAGAAAGAUAUAUAGAUAUUAAUGUUAAAGACCGGGAAUUAAGUGAUAGUGUAUUUUUUUCAAGUGAUAUUAGUGAUUUCUUAUUGAAUCCCACGGUGCAUACUUCUACUACGAAUAAUGUUAGAGAUAAAUUAGUAAAGAGAACAGAUAAAUAUUUAAUGAAUGAUGAAAAAACUGUCGACGAAAAUAAUGGAGAUAUAAAAAAGUUAAAAGAGAACAGAAGUACGGUGUUUAAUAACCUUCCAGUUGGACUUUUGGCGUUGUACCCUCAGCCUAUGAAAAUUGAUGAAACAUUCAUAAGGUCGGCUGUCCGUUUGACAGUGAGUGCACUGUACCGGGUGUUGCGAGCAUGCGAUGCAUGGUCAGCACAGGCUCAAUUUUUAAGCGACGCCGCCGCAUCAUGUUGGGAGGAACCGAGUGACGCUGCUGCGGAUUUUUCAAUAGAAUUUGUAAGGGAAAUGCGAGUAUUAUCAGCUGCGGCAUUAGCGGGUGGAUUUGGAAGACAAGAUACAUCUCUUACAGCAACAUUUUCAUUUCUUAAUUUAAUUUUGAAUCCCGAAGGCGGCAAUGUUUGGCGGCAAGUUGGCCACAUUAGAGGCAGGGAUGUUCAAUUGCAUACCAUCGUCUGGCCGGGAGGUCGACUCGUUGCGCAUGGUCAAUCAGCUGGUGCUAGAACUAUAUUUCGCAUUGUCACUGCUCUAGCGCCACCUUUUGUCAUGGAGGGCGAACUUGAUGAAGACGGACAAUGCCUGCGAGGAUUAGCUUGCCAUCGACCACAAACAUCCGAUAGAGAUAACCUGACCUUAGUCUUCAAUGUACUUGAAAGGGAGAACGAUCAAGAUAGUAAUGAUUUUUUCUUUCCCACUCCUAAACCAACAACAUUUUCACGAAUGGCUACUCAUUGCUGCUACGGAUUUGCAAUGGACCUCUUAGAAAACAUAGCGCAAGAGCUUGAGUUUGAUUUUCAUUUGUACAUAGUUGAAGAUGGCUUGUACGGUUCGAGAAAAUUAGUAAAACCAUUUCAGAGGGCUGUUGAUAAAAAUACUGAAAAUGCAUUUUGGUCGAAACAUAAAAACUCACGACUUCACAAUACAGAUGAUGAUAGAGUAACAAGUAGUGAUAACGCUGACAGUCUAAGUACCAAAGAGGAUCUUGAAAAAUGGAAUGGUAUUAUUGGUGAUUUGGUCUCCGGCGCCGCGCACAUGUCAUUUGCCGCACUCAGUGUAUCCGCUGCUAGAGCUGAAGUCGUUGAUUUUAGUCAACCCUACUUCUUUAGUGGUAUUUCAAUACUAGCAGCACCAAAUCAACGUCCGGAUAUUCCUUUAUUAGCUUUUUUAUUACCCUUUUCACCAGAAUUAUGGAUUGCAAUAUUCACAUCCCUAAAUGUUACAGCAAUUGCCGUAGCUAUAUACGAAUGGUUGUCACCUUUCGGCUUAAAUCCUUGGGGUCGUCAGAGAUCUAAGAACUUUAGUAUUUCUAGCGCUCUAUGGGUGAUGUGGGGACUUCUGUGUGGCCACUUAGUGGCAUUCAAAGCACCUAAAAGUUGGCCUAAUAAAUUCCUAAUUAACGUAUGGGGUGGGUUUUCUGUGAUAUUUGUAGCCAGUUACACCGCGAAUAUUGCAGCUUUGAUUGCCGGCUUGUUUUUUCACAAUGCUGUUGAUGAUUAUCAAGGAAGGAGUAACUGGUUGUCUCUCCGGAUAGGCACGGCUAAGUCUUCAGCUGCCGAGUACUAUGUUCAACGAAAUAACCCACAUUUGGCUGAAAUUAUGCGACGCUACGCUCUACAAGAUAUUGAAGAAGGAAUACAACGUUUAAGAAAUGGUACUCUGGAUCUUCUGAUAGCGGACACCCCGGUACUGGAUUAUUAUCGAGCUACAGAUCAUGGAUGUAAAUUGCAAAAGGUCGGGGAACACGCACUCGCUAAAGAUACAUAUGCUAUAGGAAUGGCGAAAGGAUUUCCGCUAAAGGAUAGUAUAUCAGCAGUUAUAGCAAAAUAUUCAUCUAACGGGUACAUGGACAUUCUAACAGAAAAAUGGUACGGAGCUCUCCCUUGUUUUAAACUAAGCGCUGAUUAUGGUAUACAACCUAAACCGUUGGGUGUAGCCGCCGUUGCUGGUGUAUUUAUACUUCUUGGGGUUGGAAUGAUCGUUGGUUGUCUGAUAUUAAUUUUAGAACACCUCUUCUAUAAAUAUACUUUACCAAUUUUACGACACCAGCCGAAAGGGACAAUUUGGAGGAGUAGAAAUAUUAUGUUCUUCAGCCAGAAACUAUAUAGAUUCAUUAACUGCGUGGAACUGGUAUCUCCACAUCACGCAGCUCGGGAAUUAGUAAAUACCAUUCGCCAAGGACAUUUUACUUCCCUUUUCCAGAAAAGCGUUAAAAGGAAGGAACACGAACAACGCAGGAGAAGAAAGAGCAAGGCACAAUUUUUUGAAAUGAUCCAAGAAAUUAGAAGGGUUCAGCAAUGCAGGGAUCACUCAUUGGAUUCUAUAAAAGAAAAUGUUGCUAUUGAAACAUCGGAAAUUUCGGAAGAAGUCACUGAAUCAAAAUUCUUAUCUCCAUCUCCCGACGUAUCCAGUCGAUCCCCAAGACCAGGUCGUUCACCUAGACAACUUCGCUCACCAAAAAGUAGAAGAAAACGUUGCAGCGUUGCUGGAUUAAAUGUAAGAAGAUUUAGUACAGAUUCAGUUUUAGGUUCUGACUCAGCAUCUAUCUAUGAAAGAACAAGUCUUAAUAUUGGCCGAAGACUCAGCCGUGACGUGAGUUGUUUAACAAAUUCACCUCCCGACAUUAAUACUCGUCUUCGAACACCAUCGCCUAUGGCUCGUCGAGUUGAGGGAUCAUCGACUCGUUCUUAUCAAGAUGUUUCAGAAAGGUCGAAUAAUUAUCUGAGUAUCGAUCUUCCGACACAUGGAGCUAGUAUAGAAAUUAUGGUCUCCCAAGAGCAUGAUUUACCACCUGCCCCACCAUACCCAAAGGUCUCACAUUCCGGGGGGAGAUCCCAAUUAUCUCAACUAUCAGAAGAAGAGCUAAUAAGGUUAUGGCGAAGUUCAGAAAGAGAAAUCCGAGAGGCAUUGUUAGCAGCACUACAAGAAAGACGAGCUAACUUAGAUCCUAAACAAGAUCCAGGAUGAAUCGAAUCUUCUCAGGUAUAUCUGGAAACGAAAUCGUCUGUAGAAAUAGAUCACUUCGUAUUUCUCAUUGAAUCUCAAGAUGAGGAUGAUCGGGAGUAUAGUGAAGAUUGCGCCUAUGGGCGUGAAGAAGGUGCCUUUUUUACAUUGUUUGAUGCGUUUGCCUACCAGAUAUUACUUAAACGAUCGGUGUUCAUUUGAGUGUCUUGGUAUUAUCGUAUUUAAA